Molecule: messenger RNA, 10172 nt
Organism: Patella vulgata (common limpet)
Lineage: Eukaryota; Metazoa; Mollusca; Gastropoda; Patellidae
Product: homeodomain-interacting protein kinase 2
Exons: 16
Coding region: 438-4106 (1222 amino acids)
Biological process (GO): peptidyl-serine phosphorylation; peptidyl-threonine phosphorylation
Cellular component (GO): cytoplasm; nucleus
Molecular function (GO): protein tyrosine kinase activity; ATP binding; protein serine/threonine kinase activity
Source: RefSeq, a predicted model, not a curated record
UGCUACUGAUUAGGGUGGUAUAUUUUGACAAAUCGACGACUUUGAAAGAAACAUUCACAUAGACGUAGUUCAUAUUUGUUUCCGUUCGAUUCUCUCAAGCAUUCUGCAGUCUAUCCCCCGUCGAAAUAGACCGUCAUGUCGCGAUUAUAACCAAGGCUCUUUCAAGGGGCCGUAUUUCGGGGGCUUCAACAAUUUCUGUUAAUUCUUAAUGAUACUACAACACUGGGGGAUUACGUUGUGCUAAAUUUGAAUAAGAAAACGGAAAUCAUCGUAACACCAAGCAGAAAAUCAGGCAAGUGGUAAUCGGACAGGGUCAUGGUCGUUUGGAAUUCCACCUUCAUUGUUCGCUAGCGUGCGAUUUGCCAGAAACAUAAACGGCUUGAUAUAUCCAUUUCCCGUUUAGGAUAUCUAGUAUGAGGGCUCACUGCUAAAUACUGAUGCAAGCUGUUUCUUCUAACAUCAGUACCCAAUUUAGUUCAUUCAGUAAUUAUAAGAAGAUUAAACUUGAGAGCUUGCCAACACAGCAUCAUGUAGUAUAUGAUUCCAAUCCCUUGCUUAGCUCAACACAACAAACUUAUGUUUUACCACAAAAUGUUAAUGAUUUUUCUGAUUUUAAAGCAUUGGAGGCCAUGCCCCAGUCACUCCUUUCUUCCUCUUCCAUUAAAACACAAGACUCUUACCCACGAUAUGGUGUAAAACGCAAAAGUGAUGCCAUAGAUCCACCCAUGCAGCUUACCGACGCCCACGUAAUAACAAGUGAGGAUGAUAGAAGUGCAGCCAAUACGACGACCAUUGCCACAACAACAGCUACAAAUGCGACGAACACAACAUCAAAAACAAGUUCGUCAAGUAGUGAGGGGGAUUAUCAGCUAGUGCAACAUGAAAAUUUAUAUUCCAUGACCUCCAACUAUGAGGUAUUAGAAUUUCUAGGUCGUGGAACAUUUGGUCAGGUCGUAAAGUGCUGGAAGAAAGGAACCAAUGAAAUCGUUGCUAUUAAAAUUCUUAAAAAUCAUCCCUCGUAUGCAAGACAGGGACAAAUAGAAGUUGGAAUACUCUCGCGAUUAAGUCAAGAAAAUGCAGAUGAUUAUAACUUUGUGCGCGCUUACGAGUGUUUCCAGCACAAGAACCAUACAUGUUUGGUGUUUGAGAUGCUGGAACAGAACUUGUAUGAUUUUCUCAAACAGAAUAAAUUUCAGCCACUUCCGUUGAAAUAUAUCCGUCCUGUCACACAGCAGGUCCUGACAGCGUUGCUCAAAUUAAAGAGCCUAGGAUUGAUACAUGCUGAUCUUAAACCAGAGAAUAUAAUGUUAGUGGAUCCAGUGCGCUUUCCGUAUCGUGUUAAAGUGAUAGAUUUUGGAUCUGCUAGUCAUGUAUCGAAGGCUGUAUGUUCUACCUAUUUACAGUCAAGAUAUUAUAGGGCUCCAGAAAUAUUAUUGGGUUUACCAUUCUGUGAAGCAAUAGAUAUGUGGUCACUAGGCUGUGUGAUAGCGGAAUUAUUUCUAGGUUGGCCGUUAUAUCCAGGAUCGUCAGAAUAUGAUCAGAUACGAUAUAUUUCACAGACUCAAGGUCUGCCAGCUGAGCAUAUGUUAAGUUCAGCUACAAAAACUUCACGAUUUUUUAUGCGAGACAAUACAGAUACCAGUUAUCCUUUCUGGAGGUUGAAGUCACCAGAAGAACAUGAAGCAGAGACAAAAAUCAAAUCAAAAGAAGCCAGAAAAUAUAUUUUUAACUGCCUAGAUGAUAUAGGACAGAUCAAUGUGCCAACAGACCUAGAGGGGAGUGAACUCUUGGCAGAAAAAGUUGACCGACGGGAAUUUAUUGAUCUUUUAAAGAGAAUGUUAACUCUAGACCAAGAAAGAAGAAUUCUGCCUCGAGAAGCACUAAAUCACCAUCUAAUAACAAUGAAACAUCUAAUGGACUAUGCUCAUUGUAACAUAACAAAACAAAGUGUACAGGCCAUGGAAAUCUGUCGCCGACCACGAACUAGUGUAUAUGACAUGAACCAAAAUAGUAGUAGUAUGAUGACAAAUGUUGUUCCUUCUAGUAAUGGCAACUUUACUGUUACCUUUAACAAUCAAAUUAAUGCCCUUCAUACACAGAUGGCCUCCCAAAAUUUACCGAGUAGUGCUCAAAGUGCUGCUGACUUACCUUAUCUACAGUACUCACUCCAGUCGGGAACCUAUUUGUCUUAUCAGCCACCUAGUGUAGCUCAACCUCUUGGCCAAUCAACAAGCCAACGUAACAGUGGUCAGUUUAGUCGCACUGAUCCUUUCCGUCAAUCACUGUGUAUACCUCCAUCUUUGGUUGUACCUGCAGGAUUUUCAGGAUUGAAUUCCCCAAAUAGACCAAGUGCUGUUCCCAUGGUAACUCAAGCAGCGCCAACAUUGCAGAUUCAGCCACAACUAAUUAGUCAGAAUGUCACAACCCAGCAUAUAACACCAGUAACCGUGGUGGAUGGGGCAAGACAACUCUUUAUGACUAAUCCCCCAAUUAAUUCCUGGCCAGCUAGUCGUCAAGUAUUGAUGGGUUCAUGGCCACAAUUACCAGGCAUCAGUACCCAGCGCAGUGUACAACAGGUACUACCUGAUACUCUGACAGCUGGUGAAUCAUGGAGACAAUCUAUUAUGGUAGGGGACACAGCAUUUGACCAACCCUCAGUCUUACCUCUUAAUUCCUCUACACAAGCCUGGAAUAUUGGAAUGGUGCCUUCAAACUAUGGUCUGUCCUCACGACAAUCAGCUCAAACUAGUAGUAAACGACAAACAAAACAAAGAAAUAACAAGGAAGUGACGUCCACACAACUGUCACCUGUAAAGAAACGGGUCAAAGAAAGCACACCACCACAAGUUGACCAUCAGACACGAGAUGAGAUGUUACACAUCUCUGAUUGGUCAGCUUUAAGAUCACAUGUUCCCCCAGAUCAGCGUCAAACUAUUGUGAUACGUGAUUCACCUAGUCCGGCUAAUAGCGUUAUUACAAUUAGUUCUGAUAGUGAAGAUGACGGAGAUGGAAAUCGCAGGCGACAUCAUCGAGUCAGAAGUGGAAGAACAAAUGGGGAACGAUCAACACAUGGAAUGGUUCAUAGCCGUAGUGAUAUUACAUUGUCUCAGUCAGCUACACAGCCUUUCGGCAUCACUCACAAUCCCAGAAACAUAAGUUGUGUUACGGUAACCGAUGGCCACGAUUCUGAUAUAGAAGAAAACAGUUUGGCUUCUAGGAAAAAGAAGAUUGUGUAUACUCCAAUAAAGCAUGAAGAUCUUUCCGUUAGUUCCGAAAGGAACUGUAUCUAUGGAAACCGGAUGGCAUCAUCAAGCCAACAAGUGUCGACGUCCACCGCUUUCGCUCCACCCUAUUUUUCAGACUCCUCCCGUAAGAUGCGGGAGCAAGCCAAAGUAUCCCCUUACAUGGCAAACAUUCCAAAGCAGGAAAACUGGUCACUUGGAGAAGCAUCCAGGGCACGAACACCUAAACAAGAAAUACGAUUUCCUUUGGAGAUUGAGGUUUCAGCCGCCGCAGCUCAGGGUAAACUAGCAUAUGUUUCACCUACAGUUCGAUCCGUGCAAAAUCAUCCGAGCAAUAAGAAUGCUUUUCCGUCUAGCUCUAGUCAUCUAGCCCCAAGCUCCAGUCAACGUUCUCGACCAAAUAACCUCAAUUUUUACCCGCGACAGGCUGGUGUUAAUCAGCUGUCCCCCGUACAAGCUAGUGUACAACUAGGUCAACCCGUUUUACUCAAUCCAGCUUCACAGGUUGAUGUUCAUAGGGAUUAUCGUAGACCACCAACUUUACAAGGAAGUCCAAUCCAUCAUUAUAUUGUUCCAGCCCACCAGCAUCAAAUGGCCAUACCAACAGGUGUCGGACAGUAUGGUCCAUUCUCACAAAAUGUAGCCCCGCCUCCUGCUCACCAGAGUCCGCGACAUGUUCAAUAUACAACCCAUCCUUUACCAGCCCAUAUACAUCCUGUACUUCACACUUCGAGUAUCCCAACCUAUCACUCCCAGGUGCAUCCACAAUAUGCUGGUACCAAUUAUCUUAAUUCUUCAGGAAUUUAUACAGCCUAUCAACUAAGUCCAAUCAAAACACGUCAAUAUCAGUAUUUGGCAGGAUAGAUGAUAGUGGGUCAACUAGAUGAUGGUGAGACAGAGAUUUAUGAUUAUAUAAAGUGCCAGUUUAAUUGUAAAUAUUUCCAAGAAUUGUUUAACUUUAUUAUUAAAUUAUGUGACACUUGUGCUGAAUCAUGUGACACUUAUGCUAUCAGAUUAGCCAAUCAGCUUCCAGUACAUAUUUCUACAAUAUUUUAUAUGGCUUCAAGAAACGAAUUUAAUCUGUCUCCGUAAUUAACAAUAUGAUUGAUUGACAUUUUCGGUUGUGAUAAACUCGACAAACAAAAUGAACUGAAUCAUCUUAGCAUUUUAACUUUCACCUCUAUUUUAACAAGUGAUAAGCAGCUUAUUUAUCUUUGUACUAACAUAAAAAAAAAUAUUUUUCUUGUUGGUGUAUGUUGUUACAUCCACUCCCUACAUUUUAUUAUUAAUCAUUUAUUAUUAUUAUCUCGUAAUUGUAUUUUAAAACUUGGAUUGAGUAAUUAGUUAUUUUAAAUCUUUUUUUGAAGAUCAGUAUGGGAUCAGUAGAUUUUAGCAUGUUUUGUGUGUUUGUUCAUGUGGGUGUGUGUGGUAUUUUUUCUCCUUUUUAUUAUGUUAAUAUUUUGAAAUUUUGGAAUCAGAUUUUUCUAUUUGAUUCCUGUUGUUGUUAGUAUGGUGGCCUUGCUAUGAUGUUACUUAUGCAGUUCUAUUUUAUUCACAUUUUAAAUGGUAUGUAAAUUUGGUGAUGUGUAUUUCUAAAAGGAGUGUGGAGAUAUAGAUAUUAUAGCAUCCUUAUGUAGUAUUUUUAACAUCUUAUCAAAAUAUAUAAGAAAGUAUUAUUCUGUGAUUUGCUAUGUGGAUUCCAAUGUUAAUAAUUUGUUUGUUUUACUAUAUAAUAUUCACUUAUAGUCCUAAGAUGCAUGUUUUUAAAUAAUGGACAGUCACUCGUAUAAAUGUAUAGAUAUAUAUUACCUACCAAUAGUAUAUUGUAUACCCAGAUUUUAUUACCAUAAUUUAAAGGCUAUUUUUCUAGCAUAGAAUUUGAUUAAUUACAUAUAUAGAAUUUUAUAUAUAUGUCUUAAAAAUUUUAAGUACAAGUACGACUUGAAAACCAAAACACAAACAAGUCAUAUUUGUAUUUUUUUGUGUUUUUUGUGUAAAUAUUGGGCCAUACAAAAAAAUAUUCAGUUUCUCAGACUAUUGAGCUAAUUAACACAUGACACAAUUAUAUGGAAUUCUUUGCUUGAUAAGAGGGGUUGGAUGGCUGAAUGGUUAGCACGUGCGCGCUGUUUCGAUUCCCCGGUUGUACGUGACAAGGAGUAGGGUCGCCUGUCCAACCUCGUGGGGUUUUUUUUGGGUCCUCCGGUGUUAUUGAAAUAAAAUUGAACCAUGUGUUAGUCCCGAAAUGACCUAGUUUGUGUCAAGUGGACAUUAAAUCCCAUUUCUCUCUCUCUCGCUUUGCGGGCGAACCCUCAUGGAAACGUCGCUGAAAAUAAACCCUUCAAGUAACUUGUAUUCCAUAUAAUUGUGUCAUGUGUUAUUCUCAUUCAGUUACUAAAUGCCCCUUAAAUAAUUUAUUGAGCUAAUUGACAUCUUACAAACAACACAUUUCAAGGUUCUACAUUUAUCUCAUCUGUUUAGUAUUUCACUUAUAUAAUUACUAUUCUUGCGUUAAAUAGACCUUGUUUACCGUAAGCAGUAACUAAUUGUUAUCUCAUUUUACAAACGUAUACAUAGAUUUCAUGCUUUGCUAUCUCCUGAUAACGAUGAGUUUACAAUUAUUCAAUGCAAUUUUUGAUUCUCAACAUUUCAACAAGAAAUGUUUAAUGGGGUUACUUCCCUUUUAUUCAGGACAUGAAUGUGCAAUAAUUUAUAAGAAUGUUUUUAUUUAUGGGGAGGUAUCUGAGAAACAGAAUAUUUUUUCAUAUGGCCUUACGCAUAUAUAUAGAGAGGAUAUAUUUUACUGCCAUGAUUAUGUAUUUCUAAUAUACAAGACAAAUUGGUGCACUAAUUAUUAAAGAAAUUGUAUGUAAAAAAUAGUAUUUUUUUGUCUAGUUUCCAAAAUUUUUAUUGUAUGUAUUUAUAGAGACUUUGAAUGUAAAUGUAGAUAUUAAUUAGUCGAUUUAAAUAUAUAUAUAUAUUGUAAAUUGUACAUUUUUAACUAAUAAUUCUUGGUAAUCAUUUAUUCAAGUCAUUCAGAAUGGUCAGAGAAAGAUUUGAAUGUCAUAAUUGUUAGGUUUAGCCUCAAUUUACAUAGCAGUUGCAUAGUAAAAUACCUCUUUUAUGUGAGCUUUUAAUGCUACAUAAUAUAACAGCAAAUUUAACUGUAUCAGAAAUUCGGAACCUAUGUCUGCAACAACAAAAAAUGUAGCAUUUUAGAUAUAUUUCUUGAAGGGAGUAGUGUGUGUACAAAAAUAGCUUUAUGUGAUUGGCUUGUUGAUAUGCGAAUACAAAACAAGGGAAGACUUUAGGUAGAUCACUCCCAUCAUUAAAAUGGCUUGUAAACUGAAAGGUCAAGCUGGGUGUAUAGUUAGUGUAGGAAAGAUGUAUUCUGAAUGCUAUUGAUUAAAGAGAUGUGAAUCACACCUAUCUGUAUUGUAAUGUUUGAGAGUUUUUAUGCAGUAAUGUACCAGCAUGUUACGACUUGUGAUAUUAAACCACAAUGAUUAGCAAGUAUUAAACCAAAGCCUACUAUGUAACACUGUUUUAUAAACCUAGAAUAACUUUGUCUCUUUUUAGUUCAUAGAAUGUAUGUAGUUUAUAGUACUUGCAUACUAAUUUCAUUUCUUUAGUUGUUUUUUAAAAACAUUAGAAAUUAGGUAUUUUUGCAUUAUUAGCAUUAAAUGUUUAUUUAAAAGACAUUUUUACCAACUACUUGGGCUUUAUUUUAUCUGUGAAGAAAUUGAAACAUUAAUUAUUUUCUCAAAUCGGCAUAGAGAGGAUGUAUUAUAUAGCAUGUGUAUUUGUUUUGGUGUGUAUUUGGAUUAGUAAUCACUAUUUAUUCAACUUGUAGCUUCUAAUUACUUAAAAUUGAUUCUUAAUUUAGCAUGUUUUUGAUUACUGACUGUUGUUAGAGGGUAUAUUUAGUCCAUAUUAAUAUUGUAAUUAUUGUCUUUUAUCAUUUAUUAUUAUAUAGAUGCUUCAUAAUCAAAUAGUACAUGUACUUAAUUGUGUGUUUUAAGCCCCCUUAAUACUCCUUUCCCUUUUUUUUUUCUUUUUUGCAGAUUUAUUUUUUUUUUUUUUUUUUCUCUCUUUUUUUUUUGCAUUUUUUGGAAGAGGUCUCAUAUUUAUAUCAUUCUAGAAAUUAAAUUACUUGAUGGUUAAUUAAUUUAAAGAUUGUAUAGUAUCUAUUUUUUGGUGUGUAUAAAUUGAAUUUGUUGAUAAAUUGUGAAAACAAGUAUUUUGUAAUAAUUCUAUGAAUUAACUGGAUGUAAAAUUGUGUCACUUUGUUUGCUACCGGUAGUUUGAAUUACAUAAAUUAUAGAAUUUAUCACUUUAAUUUUUCAUCAUCAUAGCUCAUUUUUCAAGACUGGUUCAAUUUGUCACAAACUUUACAUUUUAUUUAAUUAAUAUUUAACACUUUAGAAGUUUGGAUUUCAAUAUGAUUGUCAAUAAUAGAUGGCUUGGCUGUUGGAAUCAAUUCACAUCCCUGUUUGAUUUUAGUAGAAUUCUGGAAUUAACUAAAUAACUGAGUAAAUUAUGUCAUAGCCAACAGUUAACCUUUCAACAAAACAGUAUCUUGAUUUUUAUUUGUACCCUUUAUGAAAUUUUAUUCAAGUAAAGUGUUGCCAAUUUUUAAAGUGGAAGUGACACUUCUGAUAUGUAUCAAUCGGCACAUAUAUUUGAAAUUACUUUCAUCAAUCGCACAGCAGAAUUCCAAAAUCAGAAUUAUCCUCUUAUAUGUUUUUAACAAUUACAAGAUAUUGUCUGUUUUCAUAUAUUGAUUAAUUUAUUAAACAGUAAAACUUUGACCUAAGUAUAUUAAGAUUAUCAUUAAUUGUGCAAAAACUAUUUUUACAGAUAUAUGUUCAUUUGUGCUCGUUGUCUUCCAUGUGACGAAGUUGGUUGCGGUCGUGUUUUUCUCUUGAAAAAUUUUUAAAAAAAUAUAUAAAAAUCUGUGUCCUCAAAAUCAAUAUUAAGUUUUAGGGAAAAAUUAUUUGGUGAUAUAAAUGUGCAGUUGAAGAUGGUUCACUUUUAAGAAUUUAUCUAAGAAUUGUUUCAACAUUAUUUAAAUAAUUUGAAAACAAAACCUUGAUGGAUUAGACUGCAUUGAAAAGCCUUUAUUUGAAUAAUAUAAAUAUACCUGAUCGCAUCAUCUCAUUUGAAGAACUUAAAGAUUGAUUUAAUGAGGUUCCACAAUUAUAAAAAAAUAUAUACAUGUUGUCUUUCCAAAUACUUUCUGAUCAUCAGAAAUUCCUGCCAAUUUGCUAUAACCAGUAGAUCAUUAGUUUAAGUUACUUAGAUGUUUGACUUUGUUUUCCACAUCACACAUCACAUUGCUGUGUUACAUUUUAACAAUAGCACCCUGUUGCUAUUUUUUCUUUGGUUUUAAUCCCUUUUCUUUUCGUUACUAGUCAGUGUAGUUUUAGAAGUGUGGAUAUAUAUUUGAUGUAUUAUUUGAUGUAUCCAACAACAUUUUUUUUAGCUAAUUAAUAUUUAAUUAUUUAUACUGGUACAUGGUUACAGUAAAAACAUGAUCAACACCUCAUUUCUUACCAACAUUUACUGGCAGCUAGUUUUCUCUUCUAGUCUAAAAUAGAACAUUCUAACAUAUUGAUCUUUAAAUGUUAUAAAUAUAUUUCAUUUUAUAUUUCCACUUAGAAGUUAAUGGUGUCAGAACAUUCAGAAAAAUAUUUAUGGCCAAAAUUGAUCUUGAAUGAAAGUGGAAUAUGUAUAUGGUCAAAUAUAAAUAAGCUGGAUGCUAUCUAGAAUUAAUCUAGUUGUGGUUUUUAAUGGUAUUUGAUUCAUUUAACGAAUACAGGUAGAUGAAAUUCAGACAUUUUUGUUACCUGAAAACAACGGAAAAUAACCAUUUAAUAUUUGUCUAGUAUUCUGAUUUCUUAUUCUUUGUCCAAUAUUACGAGAAUCAAAACUAAAAGAUAUUUUCAAUCAAAAAACAAAUCAUUUUAUAAAAGUUCAUGUAAAUUAAAAGGUCUUUUUGGCUUUGUGUAAGGUUUGAAAUAUGGUUGUUGAUCGGUUUGUUAGUUUUCAGGUGUGUGAUGCCUUAUACAUAUUAAUGUAGGUACCACUUAUUGCAUUUUAUUUUGUGUAAACUUCAUAGCCAGCAUUAUAUCAUUUUAUUCACUUAGUUAAUAUAAUCACAUAGUCAUUUUCGUAAAUUCUUUUAGCCAAAUAUAGUUUUCAUUAAUCAUUAUUUAUGCUCUUAUUACUUCAUGUCUUAGAUUUCAUUAUUUUAAUUCAAUUCAAUUAUUUUGUCAGUUUUAGUUUGUUCUAGAAUAUUUAAUUCAAAAAAGUUUAUGUAGUACUUAGGAGUUACAAAUUAGCCAGCAUUUGUUUUAGAAAAUUAGAAAUUUAAUUUUAAAUAAUCUCACAGUAUUUUUACAAUCUUGUCAAUGAAAUUUUAUCUUUUGAUUUGUAAUUUGCCCUUACUAAGAAUUAACUUUUUACUGAUUUUCAUUUCCUUUCUUUAUUGGUGUUAAAUCAAUGACAACAAUAUCUUCUCAUAUUCCACGGGUUCACUGUAUAUUUUAACUACUGUGCUAGUUUUCAUAUCAAAGUAAAUGUAUUUGUAUUGGAUAUAACUAUAUUUUAUUAAAUGUGUUUGCAAUAAUCAAUGUUAAAUGUACUUUCUCUUUUAGCUUAGCACUGAUUGGAAUUUGACUUUUUAAUUAUUAACAAACCUCUUACAAUUAAAAUUAUUAACUCAUUAUAUUUUGUGUGAUGUUAUCUGCUUCAAGAUUUUUCUGUUUGUGCAUUUUGUGCGCGGUUAAUAGUAUGUAUACCUAUCAUGCUAUAAUAAUAAUAAUUAUUAUAAUACAUGGCUUUCUUUGAACUUAUUAUGGGGAUAAAUAUAUAUAUAUAUAUAUAUAUAUAUAUAUAUAUAUAUAUAUAGGGAUAAAAAUAAAGUAUUCU